Entrophospora sp. SA101 is the source of this 201-nucleotide messenger RNA. The record is from the annotation of a GenBank genome assembly. NCBI's taxonomy places the organism in Eukaryota, Fungi, Glomeromycota, Glomeromycetes, Entrophosporales, Entrophosporaceae.
AUGCCCAAUACCCCGAAGUCACUUGCAAUUCUCAAAGGUUUUUAUGCACUUAUGUCAAAUGUCAAGGAAACACACAAAAGGAAAAAUCCAGAAUGUGACAAGCAAUACAGAUCAUUUGAUACACCUUCAUCAAGACCAAUAAAAAAAGUAAAGAACAUGAUGAUCAUUAAAUUGUGGGAAUUUUUGAUCAGAGUGAUGUAA